Molecule: messenger RNA, 5566 nt
Organism: Cygnus olor (mute swan)
Lineage: Eukaryota; Metazoa; Chordata; Aves; Anseriformes; Anatidae
Gene: CEP135
Product: centrosomal protein 135
Exons: 25
Coding region: 278-3619 (1113 amino acids)
Source: RefSeq, a predicted model, not a curated record
CGGGGGCGCGUGCCGCGUUGCCGCGGUGACGGGGCGGAAGCGGCGGGUGCUCCGCGCGCCAUUUUCAAACCGGGAGCUGCCCCGGCACGGCUCGGCCGUAACGAAUGCUCAACAUUGUUGCAGAAGCACCAAGAUCGUCACUUUCAGUUUAAUCUUUGUCUGUCAAAGGAGAACAAAGAGCAUUUACAAGAAUGACUUCUCACUAACAGUUACCACUUAAAGGAAGUGUCCUAUUUUUCCUGAGUGUUAGAAAAGCCACUUUGGAGGUGUGUUUACAAUGACUACAGCAGCAGAGAGGAAGUUCGUUAAUCUCAGGAAACGUCUAGAUCAGCUGGGCUAUCGGCAGCCACUGGGACUGGAGAGCUUACCUUUGGUGGAAAAGCUUUUUAGUGAUCUUGUUCAUACAACAGAGAGCCUGCGCAGUGCAAAAUUAUCUGCUGGAAAAAUCGAAAAAGAGUUCAGCAAUUAUGAUGCUAUUUUAGAACCUUAUAAGACAGAGAAUGCUAAACUUACCAGGGAAAAUAAUGAACUACAUUUGGAAAUAUUAAAACUGAAAGAGCAAUCUGAUCGUCACGUUAAAGACUUGAAAGCCAGCUUAAGGAGGGUUGAACAUGAAACAGCUGACUUAAGAUUUCUGAAUAACCAGUAUGUGCAUAAAAUUAAAAGUCUGGAAAAAGAGAACAAAUCCAAGACUGAAAAAAUUCAGCAGCUUCAGGAGAAGAAUCUGCAAGCAGUGGUGCAAACACCUGGUGGGAGAAAAAGAAACAUUCCAUUCAGGCGUCAGCGCAUGCAGAUAGACCAACCUGUCCCCCCAUCGGGUGUUAGUGCCUACCCAGUUCCUCAGCCAGAGGAUCCUUACAUCGCAGACCUUCUUCAGGUGGCAGAUAAUCGAAUUCAUGAACUUCAGUCAGAAGUAACAGAGCUACAGGAAAAACUGGAGAUAUCUGAAAGUGGAAUGAAAAACUACAGCAAGCAGGUUGAGCUUAGAGACAAAGAAAUAGAACGCCUAAUGCUAGCAUUGGAUGGUGGUCGUUCGCAUGAGGUGAUCUCUCUGGAAUCGAGAAGUAAAAGUAAUGAGAAGCUUAUUGCCCAUUUAAAUUUGCAGGUUGAAUAUCUUCAGCAAACAAACAAAGAACUUGAAAAUCGCGUUCAAGACCUCUUGGACACUAAACAAAAUGUGACUAGCGAGGUUGUGCACUUAAGCAAUAAAAAUGAAGAACUGUGUCAAGAACUGAAUGAAAUAGACCAUUUGGCACAGCAGUUGGAAAGACACAAGGAAAUUGUACUUGAGACUGCAGAUAAAGAAAUAGGAGAAGCAAAGAAAGAAAUUGAAAGAAAAGACGGUGAAAUACAGGAUCUUGAAGAAACAGUAGCAAGGCUUAAAUCAGACUUGUGCUCCUGUCGUAGACAGAACGAGAGGCUGAGUGAAGAACUCUUUGGAAAAACAGAUGACAAAGAAAAUCUGGAAGUACUGUUAAAUCAGCUUGAACAAGAGAAACAAAGACUGACAGAAAAAACAGAAAACUUUGAAAUAAAAGAACGAGAGCUUGUCCUAGAAAUAGAAAGAAUGAGAUUAGAAUAUGGUAUAGCCCUAGGAGACAAAUCUCCGUCUCGUCUGGAUGCGUUUGUAAAAACUUUAGAAGAUGACAGAGAUUAUUAUAAGCGAGAAUUAGAAUAUCUUCAGAAAAUGAUAAAACGAAGGCCUAGCCCAAGCCGUAGGACUCCAGAAAAGAGUGAAGAUCUUAGAUUGAUCACCAGAGAAAGAGAUGAGCUACAGUCCAUGUUAGACAGAUUUGAAAAACAUAUGAUAGAAAUUCAAUCCAAUGUCAAAUUAUUGACUGCAGAAAGAGACAGAUUAAGUAUUCUUUAUGAACAGUCUCAGGGUGAAUUAAACAGGCUGAGAAGAGAAGCAAAACAUAAUUUAGUUUCUCAGAGUCAUGUGGAAGAAGAAAGAGAUGUUGCACUGACUGACUUUAGAAGACUAAUGGCAGAAAAGGAAAGUCUAAAAGAAAAAAUACAGAUUCAGCAAGAAACAGCUAACCUUGAAAAAUCAAAGAUGCAGCGUGAUAUUUCAGAACUGGAAAAUAAUAUUCAUGAAUUUGAAAUGGAAAGGUGUGAACUAAAGAGUACAAUCUCUAUCCUGAAAGAAAGAAUAAACUCUUUGGAAAAUGAAUUAAAAUUGAAGUCCAAUAAACUCGCCCAGACAUCUGAUGAUUCUUCUCAAUUUAAAGCUGAGCUUUGCUCACUUCAGCUCUUAAAUGAACAACUCCAGAGGUCUGUUGAAGACUUACAGCACCGAUUGUCUCUCAAAAAGGAUGAACUGCAGUCAGCUCGAGAAGAAAUUAUAAAGCUAGAGGAGGAAAUAGAUAGGUUAAACCAGAAGAGCUCGUCACAUGAUGAAGCAGUCAAUGUGCUUAGAAGUACCAUUACUGUUUUGGACAAAGAAAAGGACAGUCUUCAAGAAACUGUAGACAAAAAAACAGAAAGAAUUGCAUGCUUAGAUGACAACUUAGCUAACAAGGAAAAAACAAUUACUCAUUUACGUCUAACUCUCUCUGAGCUGGAGUCAUCAACAGACCAGCUAAAAGACAUGCUGAGCAGCAGAGACCGUGAGAUAUCUAGCUUACAUCGCCAGCUUGAUGCAUCCCAUAUGGAGCUUGCAGAAACAGGAAGAGUAAAGGAAAUGGCUCUGAAAGAAAAUAGACGAUUACAGGAUGACCUAGCUACAAUGACCAGAGAAAACCAGGCUGUCAGUACUGAGCUUGAAGAUGCAAUACGUGAAAAAGAAGAAAUGAAAACUAGGGUUCAUAAUUAUAUAACUGAAGUUUCUAGAUUUGAGAGUCUGAUGGCUUUAAAGGAAAAAGAAAACCAAGAUUUGUUAGAGAAGUUCCGAAUGGUCCAUACACAAGCUGAAGACUGGGAAAUCAAGGCUCACCAAGCUGAAGGGGAAAGCAGCUCAAUACGACUUGAACUCCUUUGUGUGGAUACAGAUCGGAGACAUCUUCGUGAGAGAGUAGAACUUCUGGAAAAAGAAAUCCAGGAGCAUAUUAUGGCGGCACAAGCAUACGAAUCUCAGAUCUCCUCCAUUACAAAAAAUAUGUCCAAAUUGGAAGAGGACAUUAAACGUGAAAAUCAGGAUAAGUCUUCUGUGUUGGCUGACCUGGCUUCUGUGAGAGAACUCUGUGUUAAACUUGAGGCUAGCAAAGAACUUUUAUCUCGACAGCUUGCUUCCAAAAGCAUGGAUUAUGAACGGGUUCUAGGUGAAUUAGAAGAUAUGAAAUCAGAAGCAGAGUUGCUGAAAAAGCAGUUAUCCAGUGAGAGACUUACAAUUCAGAAUCUCGAAACAUUGCUGGCUACCAGUAGAGAUAAAGAAUUUCAGAACCAUUUAACAUCCCACGAGAAAGAUUCAGAAAUUCAGCUACUGAAAGACAAGCUAACACUUGCAGAAGGCAAACUUGCAAUCACUAAAAUCCUUUCCUUCGAGAUCAAGGGAGGUGAUCCUUCCCCUCUACUCAGCACUGGUGAGGCCACACCUGGAGUGCUGUGUCCAGUUCUAGGUUCCCCAGUACAAGAGGGACAUGGAGCUACUGGAGAGUCCAACGAAGGGCCACGAAGAUAAUUAAGGGACUGGUGCAUCUCUCAAAUGAGAAAAGGCUGAAAGAAUUGGGACUGUUUAUCUUGGAGAAGAGAACACUCAGGGAAAUCAUAUUGGUGUAUGUAAAUACCUGAAGGGAAGGUGUGAAGAAGAUGGAGCCAGACUGUUCCGUCGUGCCCAGUGACAAGACAAGGGGCAGUGAGCACAAACUGGAACACAGGAGGUUCCCUCUGAACAUCAGGAAGCACUUUUUGACUUCCAGUGAGCAAACAUUGGCACAGGUUGUCCAGAGGGGUUGUGGAGUCCCCUCCUUGGAGAUGCUCAAAACUGAUGUGGACGUGGUCCUGGACAACCUGCUGUAGGUGGCCCUGCUUGAGCAGGGGUGUUGGACGAGAGGACCUCCAGAGGCUUCUUCCAACAUCAACUAUUCAGUGAUUCUGUGAUGUAUUGUUGCUUUUAAAUAUAAAUGGAGCUGAAACUAGCACCUAUACAAAUGUGCACCUAUACAAAUGUUCUCAGUACAAUAGCUGCAACUUCUCAUGCUGUGCAUGUGCCUAGAUUCUGCCUCAUUUUUUUUACAGAGAAAAGAUGGAUCUUUUUGGAGGAAUAAAGUUAAGAGUAGAGAGGAUUUUUUUUAUAUCAAAUGCGGGUACUCGAAGCGUGUGGGAUUUUUUUUUUUAUUAUUAUUAUUAAAAGAACUUUAAUUACAUACAAAGAACAUAAACUAAUGGAAUGUCCUGAGUGAAAUAAAACACUAAAAUUACAAGAAAAGGAAAGAAUGAGUUUUUUGUUUAACAUAAAUUUAGCUUGCUCUGUACAAACAUUAAAACUGUAUUUAAGUGACUUAAUGGUAAUUUUUUCACAAGAUUUCUUCCACCCAAAUUGUGGGAUUCCUUUCCUGUUCAUUGCAAAUGUCAAUACUUGCAUUGUUAAUAGAAUAAGAUCUAGUAGGAAGAGGGAAGAUGUUCUGGAAGAAUAGUGACUAUUUUGCAUUUUGGUGGGAUCAAAUCUCUGGAUUAUUUCACAUCUCCCUGCAGUCAGAGAACAGCAGGUGCUCAGACACAAAGUCUGUGACUGAGCUAGGAAUGGAACUUGUUUCUUUCAGGAUUCAAGUUCAGUGCUUAAGCAAUAAACUAGUUCAUCUUUCCUUCUCCGGAACUGACUUUUGAGCACUCAACUUCAUACUGACUUUGAAGAUUCUAUGGAAUAAUGUAGCUGUUUAGAUUCUGGUUUAGAUGACUUAUUUUACACCCAAGUAACAACUUUUUUGCUUACUCUCUAAUGCAAUUCAGUGCGUUUUGCAACCAAGCAUUGAGUUGUCCAAGCUGAUGAUUUGCUGAGUAACAUAUUUAAUUAUGUCACUCAAGAUUUUUCAAGGCUGCUUUUCUUUCUGAUUCUUGUGGUUGAAACAGCUCGCCCCAAACACAAGGGUGUACUUGACAGGCCUUCAGGAACUGGGCUUUGCUGGUCUGAGUUUGCAUUAAUACUGGUUUUAUUUAGAUGUUAUUCAACUGUUUUCGUUUCUAGACAGGUACUUUGAGCCUGCUUAAUAUACUUUCUACUGAAACCACAUCUGUUUCUUGUCCACAGGCAAGACAAUAUUUACUAUUUCGUUCUUCUUUUUAACUGUACACAUAACCAGCUUCACAUUGCAACAGAAGAUAAUAAAUCAAUAAAAUAAUCAUGUAAUUAUUUUGUCUGUUUUUAUAAAGCAUAUCUCUGCUUACCUUUGUCCGAAAAAGAACAUGAUGUAUUGUAGUAAGGAUGUAUUGAGAGACUUGCCAGCUUCUCACAGCUUUCUCACCUUAGGUUCCUUCCAGCAACAUGCUGUUGGAUUCAUUUGGCUCUUGCUGCUUCUGAAUUCUCUCUUUGAUUUGGUUUGUGUGAAACAACAUGUUGAGAAUCUGUUUUUGUUUUGUUGACUAGUUCUAAUUCCUCUAAGCUCCCACCUGUCAGUGUACAAAGCAAACU